CCAUUUGCCCACCGCUUGCAUGGCCCCUGAUCUAUAGGAAAGCUGCAGGACCUUCCUUAAAGGAUUUUCAUGAUUGGAUAUUCCUGCAUGGAGAAAAAAAUGGGUGAAGCUGUUGCCAGAGUAGCUAAGAAGGUGAAUGAAACAGUUGAAAAUCAAGCAGAUUCUCUUGAUUUGGCAGACUGCAAAUUGAUGACAUUUCCCAUCGCCCUUUAUAAAGUCAUGAGGCAUGUGGCUGAAGGCAUACAUCUCAUCACGUUGGCCAACAAUGAGCUGAAGUCUGUAACCGGCAAAUUCAUUAUCACUUUUAGCCAGCUGAGAG
This is a messenger RNA of Protobothrops mucrosquamatus (brown spotted pit viper), 319 nucleotides long. It is a transcript of the gene LRRC20, whose product is annotated as leucine rich repeat containing 20. The record is from RefSeq and is a predicted model, not a curated record. The annotation marks the transcript as partial. The transcript has 3 exons. Lineage: Eukaryota; Metazoa; Chordata; Lepidosauria; Squamata; Viperidae.